Messenger RNA from Oryctolagus cuniculus (rabbit), 4251 nucleotides. NCBI's taxonomy places the organism in Eukaryota, Metazoa, Chordata, Mammalia, Lagomorpha, Leporidae. The record is from RefSeq and is a predicted model, not a curated record.
CGCCCCGCGCCCCGCGCCGGCGCCGUCUUCCCGCCUCCUCCUCUUCGGAAAAAGUCGCCAUUUUGGUUCACUGCCUUCGCCCCCCCCGCGCCGCCAGCGGCCCUUCCGGGCCAGGCCGAGGCCCGCGCCCGCGCAGGUGACAGAGAUGACCGAUCCCUUCUGUGUCGGAAGCAGCCGCCGGCUCCAGGGCCCCGGCAGGAGUGGGCCGGGGAAGGAAGGCGGCAGGAAGGAGGUCCGGCUGCCCGUGCUGCACGACGCGCCGAAGCUGGGGAUGCCGGUAGCUCGCGGUGGACAGACGGUGCCUGGCCAGGCCCCACUCUGCUUUGACCCCGGAAGUCCAGCCAGCGACAGGACGGAAGGGAAGAAAAAGGGGCGGCCGAAAGCUGAGAACCAGGCCCUCCGAGACAUCCCUAGGCCUGGGCCGUGGAGGGUCGGCAGCCUGACCUCUCCCCACACCCAGCUCUCCCUGAUGAACCAGUGGAAAGAUGAAUUCAAGGCACACUCCAGGGUGAAGUGCCCAAACUCGGGGUGCUGGCUGGAGUUCCCCAGCAUCUACGGGCUCAAGUACCAUUACCAGCGGUGCCAGGGGGGCGCCGUCUCAGACAGGCUGGCGUUCCCUUGCCCCUUCUGCGAAGCCGCGUUCACGUCCAAGACCCAGCUGGAGAAGCACCGGAUUUGGAACCACAUGGACCGACCCCUGCCUGCCCCCAAGCCUGGGCCGGUCAGCCGUCCGGUUACCAUCAGCCGGCCCAUUGGGGUCAGCAGGCCCGUCACGGUCAGCAGGCCCGUGCCUGUUGGCAAACCUGUGCCAGUCGCCAGGCCUGUGCCAGUCGGCAAGCCCAUCACGGUCAGCAGGCCCCUGCCGGUCAGCAGGCCCGUCGUGGUCAGCAAGCCAGUGACCGUCAGCAGACACACACCGCCCUGCAAGAUGGCGCUGCUGACCCAGUCUGAGAACCAAGCGCCUCGCGCCAGUGGGCGGAGCAGCGGUAAGAGAAGGGCUGCCGAUGGCCUGGACGCCUGCCCCAUCCCACCCAAGCAGGCGAAGCCUGAGAACGGGCAGUGCGGCCCGUCCAGCACGGGCCAGAGCGCCACCUUCCAGCUGCCAGCCGAGCCGGGCGGCAGCUCCCUGCCACCGGGAGGCAGGCCCUCGGGAAACAAGGAGGCGCUGAGGAUGGCCCAGCAGGAGGAGGACCCCGAGCGCACAAAGCACAGAAGGAAGCAGAAGACGCCCAAGAAGUUCACGGGGGAGCAGCCGUCCAUCUCGGGGACCUUCGGGCUCAAAGGCCUGGCCAAAGCCGAGGACAAGGCCCGCACUCACCGCUCCAAGAAGCAGGAGGGAGGCCCCGAGGACCCGCGGAGGAAGGUGCCCACCCCUCCCACCGCAGUCAGCAAGGAGGCUCCGGCCCCUGUGGCCCACUCAGCCCCAGGUGGCGCUGAGGAGCAGUGGCAGCGCGCCAUCCACGAGCGGGGGGCCGUAGUCUGCCCCACCUGCGGCGUGGUCGCCCGGAAGACCCUGGCAGGGCUCAAGCGGCACAUGGAGGUGUGCCAGAAGCUACAGGAUGCGCUCAAGUGCCAGCACUGCCACAAGCAGUUCAAGUCCAAGGCAGGCCUCAACUACCACAGCAUGGCCGAGCACAGCGCCAAGCCCUCCGACGCCGACGCCUCUGAGGGGGGUGAGCAGGAGGAACGGGAGCGGCUGCGCAAGGUGCUGAAGCAGAUGGGGCGGCUGCGCUGCCCCCGAGAGGGCUGUGGGGCCGCCUUCUCCAGCCUCAUGGGCUACCAGUACCACCAGCGGCGCUGUGGGAAGCCGCCCUGCGAGGUGGACAGCCCCUCCUUCCCCUGCGCCCACUGUGGCAAGACCUACCGCUCCAAGGCUGGCCACGACUACCACGUGCGCUCGGAGCACGCGGCCCCGCCCCCCGAAGAGCCCACGGACAAGCCCUCUGAGGCCGAGGACCUGCUGGGUGUGGAACGGACCCCGAGCGGCCGCAUCCGCCGCACCUCGGCCCAGGUGGCAGUGUUCCACCUGCAGGAGAUCGCAGAGGACGAGCUGGCCCGAGACUGGACCAAGCGGCGCAUGAAAGAUGACCUGGUUCCCGAGACAGCACGGCUCAACUACACGCGCCCGGGCCUGCCCACGCUGAACCCACAGCUGCUGGAGGCGUGGAAGAGCCAAGUGAAGGAGCAAGGCCACGUCAGCUGCCCCAAUGAUUGCUGCGAAGCCAUCUACUCCAGCGUGUCCGGCCUCAAGGCCCACCUCGCCAGCUGCGGCAAGGGGGACCACCUGGUGGGGAAGUACCACUGCCUGCUGUGUCCCAAGGAGUUCAGCAGCGAGAGCGGCGUCAAGUACCACAUCCUCAAGACGCACGCGGAGAACUGGUUCCGGACCUCUGCCGAUGCGCCACCCAGACACAGGAGCCAGGACCCCGAGGUGCCGAAGAAGGAGAAGAAGAAGAGUAGGGGAGGCGGGAAGAAGCGAGGCCGCAAGCCCAAGGCCCCGCCCCCAGAGGCCCCGCCCCCAGAGGAGUCCGCACCCAGGCCGCCCCCACGCGGGGACGACUGGCUCCCAGGGGCCAGAGACAAGGGGGCCCGGGGCUCCACUGGCCGUAAGGUGGGGGCUGGCACGCCACCUGAGAAGUGAGCUGGGGGCGGGGCCUGGCCUCACACUGGCCACUGGGCCCUGUGGUCCAGGCAGGGGCACCAGGGGCAGCCUGGCCUCCAGUUCCAUAUCCACCCAUCCGUGCGUCCAGUGGGGUGCCCAGCCGCCCUCUCCUCCCUGAAGGGAUCCCUUCCUGGGCUGGGCCUCCCAGGGAGUGCUGGGGGCAGCCACGUACGCGUAGCAGCCUGGAUGGCCAGCCCUGGGGAUGCUCUGGUGCCCGUGGGUCGUCUGCUCCCGUGGGCCUUGUUGGGUCCCCAGCCUGGCUUUGAGGCUCAGGUGUCCCUGCUGAGCUGACCGUGGCUCUGGGCGGUGAGCGCCUGAGCAGCCCCUGCUGCCACCCACACUGGAACUGCACCCCCAGCUACCUCCCAGCACAGACCCGCUGCCGCUGCCCGCCCGGCCCCUCCCUUCUGGUGUCUACCUCUCCAGGCCCUGCCCUGCUGUGCUCCUGGCCUCCACGGGGGCUGCUGCUUCCCUCAGGGUGCAGGAGCCAGGAUCCCAGCCCCCACCCUGCAGGCUUUGGGGGCUCCUGGGUAGAUGGGUCCCACCUGAGGAGCGGCUGCCGUGGGGGGCACCUCCCACGGCCCCUCCCCCUGCCUGCCCGCACUGCCCCUUUUGAGUCUGACCCGCCAGUGAGGGCCGGGGCUCGGCCCCGGGGCUCUGUCCACUGCCUUGGAGGAGGGCUGGGGUCAGGCAGGGCCUGAGGAGUGCCUGGAGGAAGUGGCCACGCGCGCCUCCGGGGAGGACACUCAGAGGGUGGGUGCGGAGGGAGGCCCCGGUGCAGGGGAGCGGGCGGGUGGCCGAGGACACGGCCUGGACGGCGGGAAUCGCGGUGUUUGCCUGUGUGCGUGUCUCUGGGUGUAGUGGGCGCCAGUCUUGUUGCUGUGACAAGUAACAACCUUUUUUAAAAUUCUGUUUUUUAUACAAAAACUCAACAACAAUUUGACAUUUUGGUGCUAAGGGUUCGCUGGUGCCCACGGGCUGGGGCUGGGCCCCGGGCCCCUGUGUGGGCCUGGGGGUGGGGUCCCCGUGUGCGGGUCUCUGUUUCUCCUGCAGCUCGGCCUGUCGCGCUGGGGAGUGGGUGUAGAGACACGGACCCUCCGCCCCCCACACACCUUGGUGUGGACAGAGGUGGUGUCUUCCGGCACAGCUGGAGCUUGGGGGCAGGGCGGCUCCCCCCUGUGCGCUGCGGGUGGGGUCGGGUCGGGUGGAGCAAGGCAGCUUAGGGAGUGGGGUCCAGGGUGGGAGGGGUGUGGCCGCUUCACCGGCCUCUCAGGUAGUUGGCGCUGGGUGGGGGCAGCUCCCGGGACACCCCCAAGCCCGCAGGAGGUCCCUGCUGUGGGGAGGGGUCCUGGGAACCUUGACGUUCAGCACUUUAACCCUUCGUUGUCUUUAAGGCGUGGGGGCUGCUGCCGGAGUGGCUGCCCUCCAGCCGGGGCGGGGCGCGCGAGGACCCGCGCCCGGAGGCUGCCGGCCGGGCCCCGCAGAUCUACCUCUGGCUCCGCGCGCCGAGAGGACGCCGUCCGGGCCCUGCGGGGGCGGCGCAGCUGUGUUCCGAGAGCGACUGUAUCCAAUAAACGUUUAUCGAUUUU